Pseudovirgaria hyperparasitica is the source of this 2513-nucleotide messenger RNA. RefSeq lists its product as uncharacterized. The record is from RefSeq and is a predicted model, not a curated record. Gene Ontology annotation, biological process: purine ribonucleoside salvage; carbohydrate metabolic process. The transcript has a single exon. Gene Ontology annotation, molecular function: phosphopentomutase activity; magnesium ion binding. NCBI's taxonomy places the organism in Eukaryota, Fungi, Ascomycota, Dothideomycetes, Acrospermales, Acrospermaceae. Bases 337 to 2103 code for a protein of 588 amino acids.
CAUACAUAACCGGGCUUUAUAAUCGUGGUUGUUGCGAGCGCAGGAGCAAACACAAAAGUCUAUAGGAUAUUUGCGUUUGUCAAGAGCAUCGGAAGUGAAUCUGCGAUCUAGGCCGAUUUACUAGUGCUAAAACGUACGUUGUACAGUUUGACUGAGCGAUAAACAAGGGAAGAGCACGGAAGUGGCUUAGGCUCAUAAUUUCGCUGCCUCCAUGAAUUGACAUGAGGCAGCUGUCCAGCAUCUGAAUAUCAAUCGCGUACCGUAUCUUCUUCCGUCAUAUCUAUCGUCUCGCCAUCGAAGUUGAAAUAGCUGCUUGUGCGAAGAAUCUGUGCAGUCAUGCCGCCAAGCAUCACGAACCUCGCCGAGGAAUGGCUGCGUUUGGACGAAGAUAGAGAAACGCGAGAUGAGAUUUACAAACUACUUCUCGGUAACAAGCAUGAUGAGCUGGAGAGCCGACUGCGCAACCGGAUCGCGUUCGGCACCGCUGGCCUCAGGGCUCGCAUGGAGGCUGGAUUCUCACGAAUGAAUUCUCUCACAGUCAUCCAGGCAUCCCAAGGUCUGGCUGCAUACAUUUUGCAGACCAUACCAGAAGCCCAAAAGCUGGGCAUCGUGCUUGGUCGGGACGCCCGCCACAAGUCGGAACAGUUUGCGAGGCUCACUGCUGCUGCCUUUGUUGCGAAGGGGAUCAAGGUCUGGUGGUUUGAGAAGCCAGCGCCAACACCACUCGUCCCGUUCGCAGUUGGCGAGCUUCACGCUGCUGCCGGUAUUGUUAUCACUGCAAGCCAUAACCCAGCGGCCGACAAUGGAUACAAAGUAUACUGGCAGAAUGGCUGUCAGAUCAUCCCACCGCACGAUACUGGUAUCGCAAAGUCGAUCGAGGAAAACCUGGAACCGAUUACGUGGGACACUUCUGUUAUCGACGACGAUAAUCUCCUAGUCAAGGGCUGUCUGAAUUUAGUACUGCGCAAGUACUGUAAUGCAGUACGCGCUGCUGCCGCUCUGCCCAACAUUCCUUCAUCAGUAUAUCCCAGAUUUGCGUACACUCCGAUGCACGGAGUCGGUUUGCAAUUCAUGGAGGAGAUAAUGGAUGCUCUAGACUUGCGAUUCAACAUGGUCCGCGUCGUGGACCAAUCUUAUCCCGAUGGCGACUUUCCAACCGUUCCUUUUCCUAAUCCGGAAGAAAAGGGAGCUUUAGAUCUCGCCAUCAAAACUGCAGAUGUUACCAAAGUCCACUUCAUUCUUGCAACAGACCCGGACGCAGACCGACUUGCUGUAGCCGAGAAAGUUGAUGGCAAAUGGCACCAAUUUACAGGAAAUGAACUAGGCAUUCUCCUUGCCGCUCAUGUACACGAGACCUAUGAAGGCACAAAGGAGAGUGAGAAACAAGCCAUGCUUGCAUCGACAGUCUCAUCUCAGAUGCUCAGUGCGUAUAGUCAUGCAGAGGGCAUCCAUUUUCAAGAGACACUGACGGGCUUCAAAUGGCUCGGCAACAAAGCAAUAGAGCUGCAAGAGCAAGGCUACCACGUUCUUUUUGCCUUCGAAGAGGCUAUCGGAUAUAUGGUGCCCAAGGUCGUCAAAGACAAGGACGGUCUCAGUGCUGCGGCCGUUUUCCUCUCCGCUGUUGCUAGAUGGCAGAUGAACGAUGCAGAGACGCCAUACCAUAAGCUUCAAAAGCUCUUCAAGAAGUACGGCCACUUCGAAGAUGCCAACACAUAUCUCAUCUCCCCCUCUCCAGAGACAACAAACACAGUCUUCUCGGAGAUUCGUGCGCUGGGCUCUCCGCACCCCUCGCAUCUUGGUAAGCAUAAGAUCGCACGCUGGCGAGACUUGACAGCCGGCUAUGACUCAGCGACCAAGGACCACGUCCCUGAUCUGCCAGUGUCGAAGGACAGCCAGAUGAUAACCUGCGACUUGGAGCCACAUUUUCUAGAGGCCCAGGUAAGAUUCACAGUACGUGGAUCAGGCACCGAACCUAAGAUUAAGCUGUACAUUGAAGGCAAAGCCGGGAGUGCAGAAAAGGCGAAGAGGGCUGCUGAGAAGGUACUUGAAGAUCUAUUAACAGAGUGGUUCAAGCCUGCGACGUAUGGACUGAAGUUGGCUUGAUCAAGGUGGCGUAUAAGUAUCGACUCUUGCAAUCAUGAAAAGCUCGAGGGACAAUAUAAAGGUCGAGAAUUGGUCAUACGCGUCCAAACUACAUGGAGAAUGAUUAUCCGUGCCAUUCUUGACCGCAUAUUCAUCUGCUGAACGCACGAGGGCAUACUACCCACUAUGAAUCAAUAUCGAAGAACUUCUGCUCUAGAACUUUUACCUUGUGCUGUUUAGCAUGUAAGCAGCUUGAUUAUGGGCACGACCGAAGAAGAUGGUGCCAAGUCCCUUGCCCUGCGGGUCUAUAAAUCUCCCAUGGACGGAAUUUGGCUUCCAUCAUGGCUCUACGAAGAUUACAGAACACCGAGGUUCCUGUGGGUGAAUCUAUAUACUAUCAUGUAUAUAAAUAUAAGCGCAGUCUUCCACGG